AUGCCUAAACCGAAACAACCAAACAAUAACGACGACGAUUCGCUUUCAUCAUCGUCGACUUGCAAUAAUACUGUUGCGAUUCAACAACUUCGUUUCAGUGUUGCCAUUGAUGUUAACGAUGGACAAGAAUCGGGAUGUAACAAUCAUGAACAUCAUUUACAACAUUCAAUAUUUACAACCGAUAAUUUAUCAUAUCAAGAUUCAACAUUAUCUCAAUGUAGCAAAAUGAUAAUUUUGAAGGAAUUGAUCAGGACUGAAAAUCUUUAUUUAAAUUAUUUUGAAAUAUUGAAAGAGAAAAUCAUUCAAUCCCUCUCAAGAUGCAACAUUCUCACUCCAGAGGAAGUCGAGAAAACAUUUUGCCUUUCUCAAUUAAAUAUUCUCUUCAAAGUGAAUACUGAACUAUUGAACCAAUUCAAACAAGUUGAAAGUUUAUUGAUGACAAAUCAGCAAUCUUCUCCAACUCUCAUGCCUACCAAUGGAUCCUCUCCGAGAGCAAGAAAUUCACUGGGACAAACAUUUUUACGUCUCACUCCAUUCCUUAAAAAUUAUGUGCAAUAUUCACACAUGUUGGAACCAUGUUUGAUUCAAUUCCGAAAUAGAAAAUUGAAAGAUAAGAGCUUUAAGGCCAUUGUGAAGAAGUUACAACGUUUUUGUACCAAGCUAUUGUUCGAUGCAUUGAGAGAGGAUGACUCGUGUGAAAAAUGCAAUGAAUUUGAAAUCAUUCAAACCAUGAAAAUGCCACUCAGAAGAAUUUUGUAUUAUAGAGAUGUAUUAACACAAUUAUUGAAAUUGACACCAAUAACCAAUGACGAAUAUUCUCCUCUCUCUGAAAGCCUUAAAUUAAUUGAAAUUGUUUCUCAAUCGUUUGAGCAACAAAUUACAGAACUCGAUCAUAAGGAUAAAUUUUACGAAAUUAACAAAAAGGUUUGA
Naegleria lovaniensis is the source of this 930-nucleotide messenger RNA. RefSeq lists its product as uncharacterized. The record is from RefSeq and is a predicted model, not a curated record. Gene Ontology annotation, molecular function: guanyl-nucleotide exchange factor activity. The transcript has 3 exons. The coding region runs from base 1 to 930 and encodes 309 amino acids. NCBI's taxonomy places the organism in Eukaryota, Heterolobosea, Eutetramitea, Acrasida, Naegleriidae.